CCAAACCGACAUUUUGUAUAAAGAUCUCACUUUAGUUUGCCGCGGAUGUCUCGAGACAACGCGCGAAAUGAAGAAUAUGAUUGAAUUUGGUCUUGAUGAGGAUUUUCAUAAGCUGACGAAUAUCAAGAUAAACAAAACGGAUAAUUUGUCAAAAUUGAUCUGUUCCGAGUGCGAGAAUGUUAUCUUGAGGUGUAAAAAUUUCCAGGAGCAAUGCAGUCAAUCGGAUUUUAUACUGAACGUCGUUUCUAAGAAACAAUCUCUCGAUUCUGCAAACGAUACAAAAUCCUUUGACGAUAAUCCUUCACAGAAUACAAUAACAUACUUCAAGCACGAUAAAAAGCUAGUGAUAAAAGUAAUGGCUCCGGAUCCAGACGCGAAAAUAACAUAUCACUGCCCCCAAAACUGUUCGGAAAGAUUUAAAAAGAAGACAGAUCUUUUGCAGCAUCUCAUCAGACGUCACGACAUCGAAACGGAUUUCGUUAUCGACGUAGAAUACUACUGCUCAUUCUUGAGUUGUCAGUAUCACGUAGAAUCGUCAACCGGUAAACACUUCACCGGCAGGAAGUACCUGAAUCAGCACAUAUCGAAAGUGCACAGAGAGAAAGUUAUAUGUCAGAAUUGUUUAUUGAACUUUUCGAGCGGUACGGAGUUCAAUCGUCAUUUGAAGGAUUGUUCGUUGUCACACAAAUGUAAAGUCUGUGAUCGGGAAUUUAAGACCAACGAACGUUUGCUCGUCCAUUUGUUACGAAAACAUCCGACGUUGCAUAAGAAGUACAAGAUGGAACGGAAAAACUUUAAGAGGAAAUUUCAGGAUAUCGAUUUUGAUAAGUUCAAGGAACAGGAGAAUGUUCUAGACUACGCCUGCGACAGUCCCACGAGGUCGUUUGCGACACAGACGUUGAAAUUGGACGAAAAUAUCAGGAACGACGUCGCGUUACCAUCUUGGCAACCAGAACCGACGAGGAAAGACGAAAUAUCAACUCAGACAGUUUUCGAAGAUUUAUUGUCACUGAAAUCCCAAACGAGCGAAGAUGAUUCCAUAUUUUACUCGGAAACAGUGUCCCUGUCUGACAUACAAACUCAAACUCUGCCACUGGAAUUUGGUUUGAGUCGGUCGAAUAAAGAAACGAUUACGUCGGAAACUCAGUCUCCUGAUUUGAGUAUAAAGGAAACUCAAACCUGUUUCUGUUUGUACGAUUCACUCAAACCGAACUUCAGAUGUGGCGAUCUCAUGUCGAACACGGGUUCGUUUUGUACGACUGAAACUCAAACGCUCAAACUUGAAUCAGACUUACUCAGCUUCUCGUCGGCUGAAACUCAAACUUGCUUUGAAGAUUCAAGUAAAGACUUUUGACAGUGGUUUUAAAACACCUUGAAAAUUAGUAUUUAUCAAACAAACUUUGAUAUAUAUGUUCAAUGCGACUAGCUCAGUUAUAUUGUGCACUACAAACAAUCGGCAAUUAAUAAUAGAGUUGUAUAUCGAUGGUCUAUCGAUAUUAUCAUGACGUGUUAAUACUAUCGAUACUAUCACUAGUAUCGAUGGCUGGCUAUAAGCAACACUAUAUAAGCGGUAUAGUACAUAGAUAGCCAGUGAUCGAUAGUAUUACCUACUAAAUUUCUUACCUCAAGAUAAGAAAUAUUACGCCAAAACUUACGUCGUUCGACACUAUAUUAAAAAAAAUAAAAAAAUGGCGCCAGUAAAGAGUAAAGGAAUUAAUACAUUUUAUGCAAGCAACAAAGUUCAAAUCUGUUAUACUGAUUAAGAGACCAAUAUCGGCAGCAUUGCUGCUGCGGUCAAUAUUUUCUUGCCAAUAUAUCUAUAGUUCCAAAUCAUCGAUACUAUCGAUAGUAUUGCUGUUAUCAAUUCUGCUUACGGAGAGCUAUCGAUACAAUGUAUCGAUAGUAUCGACACAAGACGAUACUAUCGAUAUCCUGAAUAGUUUUCGAGGUAAAUCAUCGAUAGUCAAACUAUCGAUGAUUCUGCAACACUGUUUAUAAUACAACACUACUCUUACUUUAUUGAAAUGAAAUUUACGAUUUCAUACUGAUUAUUAGACAUUAUUUAAGAUCUCGACCAAUUAAAUCAGGUUAUUUUAAUUAUUGUAGAAUUCAAGGUUGUUUGCUUGAACUCGAAUGGUCAGUUGCUUUUGGUAAGAGUGGUCUCUACAACGUCACCGGACGGGUUCGGAUUAACUAUCUUGAACUCGACUUUUUUCUUUUCGAGCUGAGUGAUGCUGUUGGCCCUAAUGGCGAGCUAAUCUACUCAAGCCUUAAAGUUGAGAACCCACUUAAGGGCUCAGAGUACGCGCAUCCUAAGGGUGCCUCCUGUGAGGCCGGACUUAGGACGCCGACUUCGACUGGAGGGAGGAAUGACGUGUACGACGUGUGUGCCAGUGCGAUUCAAAAUGUGUUACAGUGCAACCUCGUUAUAACAAAUCGGAAGGGAACAAGUAAAUAUUCGUUAUAUCAAGUAAUUCGUUAAACUGAGGUUUGUUUUGUUGAGGUUAGGUUGGUCUAAAAUUCUUUAUAAAUAGGUAAAAGAGCAGUUUUAUUCAUCUCACAUUACGUACUUAUCUUGUUACAAUUUCUACUAAUAAAUGAUAACACAUUUUUGUCAAAUAACUGUUUAUAUUUUCUAUUUGAAAAAAAAUUAAUGGUAGGUAUCAAAAAAUAUAGUAUAUUAGGUAGGUAACAAAAAUUUUUAGUGGUGACUUUAAGAUUUUGGGUUGACAAAUUUGAGGUAUUUAUACUUUUUCUUAAUAGUUGAAAAUUUGUUGUAAAGAGGUUGCUCGCAAAAAAAUGUUCGUAAUGUAAAGGGAGAGGGUUCAAGGGGAUUACGAAGAAUUUGUUAAAUCGAGGAAUUCGGUAUAUUGAGGUACGUCAUAUUAAGGUUGCACUGUAUUUAGAAUCAACGCCAUCUAUCGGUAACAUUUGUAACAUGAAAAUAUUAAGGUAAGGUUCGAGUUUAACUCGAUGAGUGUUCCGUAUCAUUAGUUUAAGUAAAUAAUUAAUAUAUAAGCGAAAUUCCAUUUAGAAUAAAGUUUUAGAGUAACUUUCGCCAUUUUUUUUAUAAAAGUUAAAUUAUUAUAAACUCGCUGUCGGUAAUAUUUUUUUUUUAUAUAUUUUUGAUUUGGUCAUUUUUAAGGGGCCAUUCAUUUAUUACGUAAGACGAUUUAGUUGGGCGGGGGGUGGUCGACCAUGUCUUAUUUUUUCUUACAAGGGGAUGGGAAGGAGUACCGGUUUUGCUUACGUAAGAUAAAAAAAAAUGCGCAAAGUUAAAAUUAUUUGAUUAAGGGUCGCUCGGAUGCGUAUAGGUAUAAAACGAUAUUUCCAUUGCCAUGGCAACGGGCGGGCUAAAAAAUAAAGAUUUGUAAAAUUACGA
Vanessa atalanta (red admiral) is the source of this 3382-nucleotide messenger RNA. RefSeq lists its product as uncharacterized. The record is from RefSeq and is a predicted model, not a curated record. The coding region runs from base 68 to 1354 and encodes 428 amino acids. The transcript has 4 exons. Lineage: Eukaryota; Metazoa; Arthropoda; Insecta; Lepidoptera; Nymphalidae.